Molecule: messenger RNA, 2023 nt
Organism: Alternaria rosae
Lineage: Eukaryota; Fungi; Ascomycota; Dothideomycetes; Pleosporales; Pleosporaceae
Product: major facilitator superfamily domain-containing protein
Exons: 4
Coding region: 314-1918 (534 amino acids)
Biological process (GO): transmembrane transport
Cellular component (GO): membrane
Molecular function (GO): transmembrane transporter activity
Source: RefSeq, a predicted model, not a curated record
CGGUGAUCCACUUCCUCAAUCCUUAUCCUGGAUUGAUUCCAGCUUGCAGGCGAAUACUGGCCCACUCUGAUAACAAGGUGGUAACGAGUCCCGGAUAUGUCCUCUGGGCAAUGUGACCAGCCCCCUGUCUUCUGCUAUCACACGCUCUUAUCGAAUCCCACAUGGGUUCUGUUCAUAUGCAACGAAUAAUCCAUGUAGCGGGGUAGUUCGAUGCGAGUAGCACAUCCGAACUUAUGUUAAAGCUCAAGCGUAUGCUUUCUCCUAUGACUGCACCGGUCCUCGACACAUAGAUAACUCACCUUCGUUCUCAGUCAUGUCGACCGAGCCAAAUACCACUAAAGAUGACAAGAAAACGCCGACCAUGUCAAAAGAUAUGGAGGUCCAGCUCAGCAGUACGGAUGGCAUCUCCCUCAAGAAGCAAGAGAGCGCUAUCGAAGGCGAAGUGGAAGACCUCGACGAAGCGAACCUGUUCCUCAGGCAACACAACAUCACGCCGGAGUACAUGGCUGAGCUCCUCGAGGAUAACAUAGCCAAUAAGCGCGUUUCCCGAAAAGUCGAUCUGUUACUGUUACCACUAUUAUGUGGAACCUUCUUCCUCCAGUACAUCGACAAGCAAGCAAUGGGCUACUCCGCCGUCUUCGAUCUUUUCGAGACUACUGGUAUCACCGGUGAUCAGUACUCCUGGCUGGCAUCGAUCUUUUACUUUGCCUAUUUGUUCGCUGAAUGGCCAUCCGCAUACCUUGCGCAGCACUUUCCAACAGGCCGAGUGGUGUCACUCUUCUGCUUCUGUUGGGGCUCAAUUAUGCUGCUUACAGCUGCUACGCACAACUUCGCGGGCUUCGCUGUCAUGCGCUUCCUCUUGGGUGUCUUCGAGAGUGUUGUGACGCCCGCAUUCAUGAUGAUCGUUGGAAUGUGGUACGUAGGGAAACAACAGCCCGCAAGAGCGGGUAUGUUCUACUGCUUCAACGGCCUCGGUAGUGCCAUCGGAGGCAUCCUCUUCUAUGGCGCCGGAUAUGCGAAGAGCUUCGUCGUCUGGAAGAUCAUAUACAUCAUCUGUGGAGGUAUGACCGUCUUAUGGUCUGUAGUCCUCUUCUUCAGAUUGCCGAACAACAUCAUGACAGCAAAGAGCUUCACUAUCGAAGAGAAGGCUCUCCUGAUCGCUCGCGCCGCCAGCAAUCGCACUGGAGUGUAUAAUCGCAAGAUCAAGCUGCCUCAGGUCUGGGAGGCCUUGAUUGACCCGCAAAUCUGGAUACUCUUUCUGUUUGUCACGCUCAACGAAAUGAUCAACGGUGGCACUGCAAAUUUCGGCAAGCUCAUUGUCAAGGACGCAGCGGGAGGUGAUCCGCUCAAGACAACGUUGUAUGGUAUCCCGCAGGGUUUCGCUCAAGUGUUCUGGGUUUUCACGGGCCCUUUUCUCGCCUCUAGGCUACCGAACGCGCGCACAUACAUCAUGGCUCUUUAUCUCUGUCCCACGAUUAUCGGCGCAUGUCUGAUCUGGCAGUUGCCGCGCACUAAUCUGGCUGGGUGUUUAGCGGGCUAUUAUAUGAUUGGCGCAUUCGUUGGCUCUCUGGUGAUUGCGCUUCAAUUUCCGGCAUCAAACGUAGGCGGCUACACCAAGCGUACUACUAGCACAGCUUUCGUCUUCCUAGGUUAUUGUGUUGGUAACAUCAUCGGGCCACAAGCUUUCCUGGCGAAGGAAGCGCCCAAAUACGAGACCGGUGUAAGGAUGAUCUUGGGAUGCGCAGUCUCACAGGUUGUGCUAGCGCUUUGCCUGCGAGCCCUGCUCGUACGGCGGAACGCGCAGCGCGAUCGCGAAGAAGCCGAGAGCUCGUUUGCGCAAGGCAUUGAUUCAAGCGACGUGGAUGCCAUUGAGGAUACCACCGACUUCCAUAACAGGAAGUUCCGGUAUAGUAUAUAAGUUUGACGUCGGCAUUGGAUACACCAUCAUAAUGCUGCCAUUGUUAGCGUGUUACCAUACCUUGAUCGAUCUGAUCAAAGAACGAGCAUCUUUGCCUACCUGCCA